Trachymyrmex septentrionalis is the source of this 1095-nucleotide messenger RNA. RefSeq lists its product as uncharacterized. The transcript is spliced from 2 exons. The record is from RefSeq and is a predicted model, not a curated record. The coding region runs from base 38 to 583 and encodes 181 amino acids. Lineage: Eukaryota; Metazoa; Arthropoda; Insecta; Hymenoptera; Formicidae.
UCGUAAAUACAACGCAUUUUUUCAUCUUGGACUCGGGAUGACAAAUAUUAUUGAGGUAUCGACAGUAUAUCUUCGAGUAAACAACGACGGUGCUGGCGGAGAUAUUGUUCAUAGAAGCGACGAGCAUCUUCGGAAACCAAUUAAACCAACUGCUUCUCCGCGAGAGCGUAUUUCUAUCUCGCGAAUAUCGGAGAAUUGGAAUUUCGUGAUCUUCGAGUCUGACUUACGAAUCCAGCGAGAAUCAAAGCGGUUCGAUUCGAAGCGUAAUUCUCUGAUCGUGAAAUACUCGAAUUUGACGAGAGAAUAUAAGAUGAUGCUGAUGCAGGAGCCUGGUUGGAAGCUAGAACGCAAAGGUUCGGGAGCGCAGGUGUUGCGCAAGGACGGAUCUCACUUCAAAAGCAGCACCGCACGCGUAUGUUUCCGAUGUGACGUAGAAAUCCGGGAAUUCGUGCCAGAUGAAGAUUAUGGUGUGACGGAGAAUAUGGAAAUGGAAACAGCCGCAAGUCCCUUGGCAAUGCUGUCCAGUUGCGUAGCAGCGCUCUGCGUCACCAUCCUCUUGCCUUGGCUCCUGAUCGGAGGUUAGAUCGUGCCGCUUUUAUCGUCGAUCACGGCGAGACGUCGUCAAUCGAAAGAUUUGCAUCGGCAAUAUCAUCCCUUCGACUGAUCUAUGAAUGUACUUGGAUAUUGGUAUUCACCUAUUCUUACGUCGGUGGUCCCAAUAGUUGUUGAAGGUAUAUGAUUAACGAUGGUUGUAACGAUGAUUCCUUGGGUCGAAUAUUCUCAAGGAAUGUUAAGAUGUUAUUGUAUGUUAUAGUAUUUAUAAUCAUGAACACUGUAAUACUUUCGGGCAUUUUUUUUCGGUUGCAAAGGUUCUUCACGCUUGAAUGUCGACCAUUGCAUUCGAGGAAAGACAUUUAAAAUUGCACGAGAUUCGAUUAAUUGUUCGACUGAUAAGUCGAAGCAAAGAGAUAAAUAGGUUUUAUCGCUGUGAUUAUGUAUAUAAUUUUUAAUUACAUUCGAUUGAUAUGAUAAUCCAAAAGUUUAUUCUUAUUAAUUUUUGUAUAUCAUAGAGCAUUGAAAAUUCUGUAAAUUUAC